Molecule: messenger RNA, 4370 nt
Organism: Drosophila willistoni
Lineage: Eukaryota; Metazoa; Arthropoda; Insecta; Diptera; Drosophilidae
Exons: 6
Coding region: 27-4331 (1434 amino acids)
Biological process (GO): cilium assembly
Cellular component (GO): ciliary basal body; axoneme
Source: RefSeq, a predicted model, not a curated record
AGCAGACAAAACAGUCUGAAAUUGAAAUGGCGACAAACGAAGUGCCAGAAAAACGCGUGGAUGUGGAUAAAUUUGAUGUUAUUGUAAUUGCUCCUGAUGAACAAAAUGCAACUGUCACCAAAGAGGUAGAUCCCACCACUGCAAAUAGUUCAAGUAGUACAAGAUCAUCACUACAGCCAGAGAAGCAGCGCAGUCACCACCGACGCCUAACCAAAUCUGUAUCAAGUGUGGUCUUUGAAAACACAGUAGAAACCGCCCAAGAUCUUGAGGUAGAGGAAGAUAAUAAUGAUGAUGAUGAACGAAAAGAUACCAUAAGAAGUAUUGAUAGUAGAGAUAAAUAUGAAGCAGAACGCCGCAACGAAUAUCGACCGCGUCACAAACGUAUUUUAGAUCGUGACUAUGAAGAUGCCAUUAUCCAGGAGUUAGACGUUGACGACGAUGACGACGACGAAUUCGAUUUUGAUAACAAUGCGUUGUUUGAUGAUGACUCAGAAUCAUAUGCCUCACUCAACGUAGACCCAUCGCAUGAUUCCAUAAAAAUGAAAACAGAUUUCUUGAAUAAUUUUGUCUUUCCACCAUUUGAAGAUUUCGCCGUACAAGAACAUGUAUCGCCAAGUGUGCGAAAAGAUAGCACAAUGAGUAACUAUGAGGAUGUGGGAAAAUUUGUUGAUCCCCUCACUGGCGAAGUAUUAUCCAGUUCCGAGUCAUCAAGCGAAUUAAUGGCAGAGUCGGAGUUGACACAACCCGAAGAAGAGCAAUUAACAAGUAUUAGUAGUAGUAGUGAUCCCUCGACUAUGACAGAGUUCUCGGAUGAUGAAGAUUUGGACGACUACCAUUAUGCUGACGUCGACACUAAGGGCUAUAAAGUUAGUGCUGAUGAUGAUGCUCUUGAAAAUAUUCUAGUAGAGUUUCAACAAGGUUAUCAUGUUGUAGAGACAACCGGACAAUCGGAAAAUUAUCUUCAAAAUCUUCAACAAAAACAAGAGGCAACCAUAAUAAUUUGUGACUUUCUUAACAAUCUUUUAGAUGAGAUACACAUGAAAUCGGAGACAAUACAAACGGAUAAUGAACUGAGAAACAAAUGUGACAAAGAGAAGCUAAUAAAUAGUCUAACCGAAUCUGUGGAUAGCUAUUGGGAUGAAAAAUAUUCCAAUGGCUAUCUAAAUACUCGUACAGUUGAGUUUCAUAAGCGUCAGAAAAAAUUUCGUAAUAUCAGCGAGCAAUCGCCAGAGGAAGAGCUUCAGGAAUAUCGACGCUAUACACAAGCAUUAUAUCAUUUGGAUAAAGUAAAAAAACAUAAUGCUGAGUCUAAACGCAAUAUUGCUCACCUUAUGUGCAGUGUCCUAAUGGAUUUGCAAUUUGUGGAAACAAUUGUCGAACAUGUGGAACGCCAUUUGGAGAAAACAAUGCGUCAAUAUUUGGUCCGCAAUAAUUCGGAAUAUCUACGUAAAAUUCUAGAUUGUGAACUGAGAAAGAUGCAAAACAAGAGAAAUGAAAUAAGCGAUACUCGUCUAUUUCUCAUAACUCGCAAGCAUACUCUAGGCCGCAUAAAAGAAAAAAUCGGAAAUCUAGAUAGAAUAUCGGAUGACCUGUGCAUUCGUGACUUUAUAGCCAUACAGAAUGAUGUAAUGGCUUUAGAUAAAAAACUUGAAGAACGUAAUGUCGAUUUGAAGAAACUGCUAAAUACAUAUAAUGUCCAUUUACAUGAGAGAUCACAUAAUCUCGAAAAGAGUGAAGUCUUGGCCGAGCAGCUAGAGCAUAGGAAAGCCAUUCUGUUGGAUCUAAAGCGACAGCAAGGUUUACUACGUCAGAAGCUCUAUGAAGCAAAAAUGCAAAGGUCCAGCUUACAUCAAAAGCAGAAUGAGUUAUCCUUUAGAGGUGGGAUACUAUCGAUGCCAGCUUUGCUGCGUGACUAUGACGCAACUGUGGAAAAAGUAGAAGAGAAACGAAAUUGUAUAACUAAAUUAAAGGAAGUUUUAAAAAGCAUGUCCACUCGAUUUGCCUACUACGAAUCACGCAUAAUUCAAGUAGAAAUGUCUGCGUCCAAGGAAGAAUUGCCGGAUGUCGCAGCUUCGGAUGUUCCAAUAGACACAGUUGCUGAAGAGGCAACUGAAGAACAGAAUCUAGAACCAGAUAAAGAACAAGUGAAUGAAAAUCAAGAAGCAGAACCUAAGCAGUCCCAAGAGGAAAUCAAGACAGCUGAGCCUUCAGCCGAACAAAAAGAACCAUCCAGUCAUAGACUAAGUGGAGCUCCCAGCUCUGCUGAGCCAAAUGGAGUGUCCCAAGAACAACUAACUCAAAAAAGUAACAAACAAAAAGAAUCUGGCGAUAAACUAAGUGUAGUACAAGAUCAGGGUGAUGCUGAAUCUAAAGGUAAAUCAAAGAAAGCGUCACUUGCUGAAGAACAGGCUGCUGAGAUGCCCAUCGAAAAAACCCAAGAAGAGCUAGAAGAAGACGAAAUGUUAGAUGAGGUUGUCGAGACCCGCAAGUCGAAACAAUUAACGGACGAGGAGAAGAAACAACGUGAUCGACAAAAACGCAAAGAACGUGCCAGCAAGCGUUUUGGACAGAGAAGAAGUUCGGUGGUGGCUUUCGAUGUGGUAGCUGAAGUAAGAGAGCUACUCGAGGAAAAUAGGGACGAUGAUGAUCGUAGUGAUGUUAUUAGUAUUAUUGGUUCCGAUUUCGAUGAACGUAACCGCCCCUCAUAUCGACAUAAGAGUUUGCUGGAGCGUAACGUUUUGGACACUGUGGUGGAACAGUUUGGUGCCGAUUUUGAUGAAAACUCUGAAGGUUUCUUAAGUGCAUAUGCUUCAUCAGGGGGAUCAGACCAAGAUCUAUGGGAACAGCUAUCUGCAGAUGAUAUAGAUACUGUACAAAUGAAAACAGAUUUUCUUAAUGAUUUUGAAAUGCCUGAAAUGUCUGAUAUAUCCGAAUCAGACGAAGCUCCAAUGACAGCGAACGUUUUAACAGCCAUUUCCUCUAAGAUUUCAUUUAAAGAUGAUGUGGGAAGGUUUGUGAAUCCUUUGACUGGCGAAAUAUUGAUUAGUUCAGAAUCGAGCGCAGGCGAUGUACCUGUCGAGAAAGUAGAAGAAGAAAUGGCACUGAGCGAGUCAUCAUCGGGCAUGUUAGACUUUGAUGAUAGUGACGAGGCACCCAAAGAAAUCGUCAAAACUGAAGACGGGGAGCGUGACGGUGACUCAUUUGUCAAUUUCCAGCAAGGAUUUCGCUACAUGGGAGAGGAUGAGGGCAGCAGUUCGGAGGAUAAACUAACAAAAAGUAUUAAAAAUGAAGUGCAUCAAAUUACUAACGAUUUUCUCGAGGAACUGAUUAAUGAAGUGGUAACGAAAUCAGAAUUACUCACUGCCGAUAAUAUGCUCCGAUCAAAUUGUGAUAAACAAAAACUAAUUGAAGGCAUAUUGGAAUCUAUAGAAACCUACGAGAUUGAGAAAUCAGUAAACUUCUAUUUGAAUGCCCGAACUUGUGAAUAUUAUAAACGUCAGCGAAUCCAACGUGUCUUCCAUACCCUACCGCCUGCGGCUGAGUAUUAUGAGCGUCGACGUUAUAAACAGGUAUUAAAUCAUUUGGAUUAUGUUAAAAAACGAAAUGCUGAAGCCAAACGCAAGAAUGCCGAACUUAUGUGUAGUGUCCUUAUGGAUUUGCAAUAUGCCACAACUAUUGUUAAGCACAGUGAACUCCAUUUGGAACAUACAAUGCGUCAUCAUCUGAUACGAAAUAAUUCCGAUUCUCUCAAGCGCAUAGUCGAACGUGAAUUGAAAGCGAUGGAGCAUAAGAGAAAUGAGAUCAGUGAUGCUCGUCUGUUUCUCAUCACCAGGAAACAUUCUCUAGGUCGCAUAACAGAUAAAAUUCAUCAAUUAGAAAAAGUAACGGAGGACCUAUUGAUCAGUGACUUUGUUGCCAUACAGAAUCAGGUGGUGGCAUUGGAUAAGAAAAUUGAAGAAAAAAAUGUUGACUUGAAGAAGCUACUGAACACCCAUCAAGUGGAUAUUCAUCAGAUAGAACACACUCACGAAAAGGCUCUGGUCCUUGCUGAUAUGCUAGAGGAAAAGAAAGCCAUCCUGCGGACAAAGCAGGAUCGACAAAUGGAACUACGUGAAAGUCUUUAUGAAGCAAAAAUGCAAAGAACACGCAUACAACAACGACAUAAGGAACUUUCUAUCAAGGGGGGCAUCCUAUCGAUGCCAGCCCUAAUGACCGACUAUGAUGUGACUCUACAGAGAGUGGAAGAGAAACGUGUUAGUGUAGCUAAAUUAAGAGAAAGUUUGAAAAGCCUUUCGGCGCGUGUUGCCUACUUUGAGUCACGUAAUCUGUAGUCGAUUUUAAAUAAAGGACAUAUAACAUUUUUUUAUCAA